GGAACCAUGGGGCUGGGGGUUCUCCUCAUCCCCCUCCUCGUCCUCGGGGUGGCCGGUUCCCGGCUGCAGAUAUUCACAGAACCCUCCUCCCGGGCCCUGCUGGGCUCUGGGGCGCUGCUGGAAUGUCGGUUCGACGUCGGGGGGCCGGUCGAUCUGAGCUCCCUGCGGGUUCAGUGGUAUCUAUUUGAGGAGAGGAUCGCGCAGUACAACCAGGGCAGGGGAGAAUCCCAGCCAGGAGCAAGCGUGUCGGAGCAGGAGUUGGAGAACGGGAAUGCAUCCCUGUCGCUCUCCAGGGUGACGGUGUCGGAUGAGGGGCCGUAUAAAUGUGUAAUUGGUUAUGGUAUGGAGCAGCUGCAGGGAGAGACGGCCCUCCAUGUGCUCGCUGCUCCCAGACUCUCCAUCCCCCGGCGAUCGGCCGGGACAGACACAGCGACCUCCUUCCCCUGCCACGUGUGGGGAUUCUACCCCGGGGACGUCACCGUCACGUGGCUGAGAGACGGGCGGGUUCUGACCGAUGCCACCCACUCUGCCCCCCAGAGGAACCCGGACGGGACCUUUAACCUCACCCUGACCCACACCUUCACCCCCACCGCGAGCGACUCCGGCAGCAUCUUCUCCUGCCGCAUCACCCACUCGGCUCUGGCCCAGCCCCUGCGGGAGGAGUUCCCCCUGGCUGUCACAGCCGCUCCGAGGAUCAUCGUCCCCCAGCGAUCGGGAACGAAAUACACAACAACCUCCUUCCCCUGCCACGUGUGGGGAUUCUACCCCCAGGACAUCGCCGUCACGUGGCUGCGAGACGGGCGGGUUCGGACUGAAUCCACAUAUUCUCCCCUGCAGAGGAACCCGGACGGGACCUUUAACCUCACCCUGACCUACACCUUCGCCCCAACGUUUAGGGACAGAGGCAGCAUCUUAACCUGCCGCGUCAGCCACUCGGCUCUGGCUCAGCCCCUGCAGGAGGCGUUCGCCCUGGCUGUCACAUUUGUGACGUUCCCCUCUGUUGCUAUCCGGAUCAGUGAUCUGCGAGGUCACUCCAACACUUGGCUCUGGGAGCCAGCCUGA
Emys orbicularis (European pond turtle) is the source of this 1062-nucleotide messenger RNA. RefSeq names its product tapasin-related protein-like. Bases 7 to 1062 code for a protein of 351 amino acids. The transcript is spliced from 5 exons. Lineage: Eukaryota; Metazoa; Chordata; Testudines; Emydidae. The record is from RefSeq and is a predicted model, not a curated record.